GCCAUACGAAGCAGCUGCUGCAACAAUUUCCUUACUUUUGUUCAUUAUCAUAGUUUGCCUGAAUGGACUCGUAAUUUACACCCUCGUGUUCAGGAAACAUGAAAAGAGUCGCCUCUUCUAUUUUGUACUGAAUUUAGCAAUAGCAGAUUUUCUCGUGGGUGUAUGCAGUGUCCUUGUACUUGGUAUAACUAGUGCAAUGCAGAACGAAUGGUAUGGUGGUGACUUUAUGUGUAGACUUAUACGUUUUAUGUCAACAACGACUGUAAUUGCAUCUAAUAAUCUUCUGAUCAGCAUGAGUGUAGACAGGUUUCUGGCAAUAAAAUAUCCAUUGAAUGUUCUUAGAAUAGGUAUUUAUAGGUAUUUAGACAAAGGCUUGGUCGCAGGGGCAUGGCUUAUCAGUAUAGUGGUCUCAAGUUUUUUCAUCAUCUACAGUCGGGGAGUAAAUGCAAAUCCAAAUAGUGCUGAUAUUGAUGAACAAAAAGGUGGCUGUGAUAUCAAACUUCCAGAUAAAUGGUGGAAGCCGUAUAGUCUUACAGUUGCAGUAAUUAUCUAUGUGAUACCAACAAUCGGUAUAACAGUAUGUUAUGUUGGUAUAUGUAUCAUAGUUUGGAUGAAAUGGCGUUCAAGGAUGAAAUUAUCAGAGAUAAACACCGAUGCAAGCAGAGACCGACUUCAAGACAACUCAUUAAACCAAGGAGUUCUUCCGAAGGCAAAGAUAAAGAGCAUCAAAAUGACAAUGGUCGUAUGCUUGGCAUUUUUCUUAUGCUGGACGCCUUAUUUCGUAGUAAUGUUGAUGCACAUAUUUCACCCAGGUACGGUGGGGGCGAAUUUAACUCUUUUAUUCAACUGUCUAUACCCACUCAACAGUGCCUGUAAUCCUAUUAUAUUCAUGUUAUUCAAUCGCAAACUGUUCACUUGCGGCACUUGCGGCACUUGCAGACAAAAUGACCAACAUGCUAUACAAUCGUAUGAAGACAGGGACACACAAAUGACGUCAACCUGACUAGGUGCUUGCAUCUGGUCAGUACUGGAGAUGUUACACGUUGAAAGAAGAUCUAAUAAAUAAAGGCACUAAAAUGAGUACAGUCUUGAUUUAUGGCUAAAUAAUUUGAAAUUUAAGCAAACAAAAAAGAGGAAUUGCCACGUUUAAUGCAAAGAAACAUGUCUAAAAUAUUCGAAAAAAAGUCAAUGCUUAACAUACAUAAUCUACUGAUAUUUUUGUCUGAUUCCAUAGGAAUGUUACUUUUUUUGUUAUAACUUCAGAUAUUUAAGCAACACCGUAAUUCAUUAGUACUGAAAAUAUUACACUCUUUAAAACUGCUGCAAUAGUCCGUCCCAUUUUUUAUCAACAAUCUAAUUUGAAUUUGUUUUAUUUGUGUACAUAAUAUAUAUUUUUUAUCAAAACAUAUUUGAAAAUUCCAUGUUAAAUUUAUUAAAAUAACACUAACACGCUUUAGUAUAUCUUAAUACUCAGUAUAUAAAACGAACAUGCAAGAUUAAUAUCCUUCUCAAAGACGAUUGUAUAGAUAACUUGUUUGAGUAUGUAAAUAAAGAAACUCGUGUUUGAAUAUGUAGAUUAAAAAAUCAUGUUUUAAUAUUUGAUGAAACAUGUCCUGUUUGAACAUAUAAAUAUUUUGUUUUAUUAUACAAAUACAAAUAUCCUGUUAGAAAACUUUGACAUAAAUAUUUUGUUUGAAUACAUGUAUGUUAAUAUAAAGACCCUGUUAAAUUUUGUAAAUAUAAAUAUUCUGUUAGAAUAUGCUAUUGACUUUUUUGUAUCCAGUUAAAAGAUAUACUACGCUCAAAUUUUAUAUUUUAGAGAUUGAUAAUUGCUACACAAUCUCUUUGUAAAUAUAGAAUUAACAUGUUUUGACUACACACAAAGUAGAUAUCUUAUGUUUUAAACUCUACACACUAUAGGUGGACCUAACAAGAAUAUAUAGUGUCGUUAAAAACUGGUGGUUUGUUUAAGAAAGAAUCAACUUUACUUGACCUGUAAUAGGAAAUACAGCUUCCAACAUACAGAUUGUACAUUCUUUUACUAAAAUAAGACAUAGUGAGAAAGAAUAACAUAGAUUUCAAUUAAUUUCUGGGAUAAUUCUUUUUCUUAGUUGAGCAUAGUAUGUCUUCAAAUAUGUUAAUAUGAACAUCCUGUUUGAUUAUGUAAAUAUAAAUAUCUUAAUGAAAUAUGUAAAUAUAGAUACAUGUAUCCUAUUUCUAUAUGUAAAUAUAAAUAUCCUUUUGUAAUACCUUUUUAAUUAUGUAGAUAUUAAUGACCUAAUUGUUAAUAUUAAUCUGUCAUCAUUGCAUUAGCGAUUAUGUUAUAUAAAAACCAAAGUGAAACA
Messenger RNA from Ruditapes philippinarum (Manila clam), 2345 nucleotides. RefSeq names its product cardioacceleratory peptide receptor-like. Gene Ontology annotation, molecular function: vasopressin receptor activity; peptide binding. Gene Ontology annotation, biological process: G protein-coupled receptor signaling pathway. Lineage: Eukaryota; Metazoa; Mollusca; Bivalvia; Venerida; Veneridae. The coding region runs from base 197 to 1003 and encodes 268 amino acids. Gene Ontology annotation, cellular component: membrane. The transcript has 6 exons. The record is from RefSeq and is a predicted model, not a curated record.